This is a messenger RNA of Alnus glutinosa, 869 nucleotides long. RefSeq names its product protein FERTILITY RESTORER RF2, mitochondrial-like. The coding region runs from base 209 to 742 and encodes 177 amino acids. Gene Ontology annotation, biological process: chloroplast organization; thylakoid membrane organization. NCBI's taxonomy places the organism in Eukaryota, Viridiplantae, Streptophyta, Magnoliopsida, Fagales, Betulaceae. Gene Ontology annotation, cellular component: chloroplast. The record is from RefSeq and is a predicted model, not a curated record. The transcript has 5 exons.
UGUAUUUCUCUUUCCUUGUUUGGUAGCUCAGAAACUGCGAGAAAACGAGAGAGAAACGAACCCGGAACUUCGAGUCUUAGAUUCUUCUUCAAAUUAUUUCUUGUUUCCCAUCAUUUCGGACCCCAAGAGGAAAACCCACCUCCCAAUUUGCGUAUAGUUCGAGAAUUUGGUUUCUUGAGGUUGUUGCUCCACAAACAUCAAGUUGCCAAUGUUGACUGCAAAUAUUGUGGCCACCUCUCCUCAAUUUCAAUUGGUGAAAUUUGAGGGUCAAUGCAAGGGCCAUUCUAAACUUACUGGAUCUAAUUCAGUAAAGGCUUUCAUUCCAUUUCAAUGCUUCGAUGGAAAAUUGCAAACACUAAAGAUUGCUCCACCUAGACCACUGGGGCUUGGAGCCCAGCUUUCUCCUUUUGAUAAAAGACCUAUCAUGCAUUCUACUCGAACACAGUCUGCUUCUGUCAUAUGUCAUUCCGCUUUGAAUGCAAGAUGUGGUGCAGAGCAAACCCAAACUGUUACACGCGAGGCUCCAACAAUUACUCACCUUCCUGGCAAGGAAAAGUCACCCCAACUCGAUGAUGGAGGGUCUGGAUUCCCACCCCGUGAUGAUGGUGAUGGUGGCGGUGGAGGCGGCGGAGGUGGAGGCAAUUGGUCUGGUGGAUUCUUCUUUUUCGGCUUUCUCGCUUUUCUAGGCUUCUUAAAGGAUAAGGAAAGCGAGUCGCCUUAUCGUGAAGACAGGAGAAGAUGAUAGAAGGAUUGGAAGUCAGCAUUAUUUUUGGAGGUACUUCAUAUUGUAGUUCUAAGUUUCUUUUCUCUUUGUAUUCUUUCUUAACAACUUUGCUCGCAUAAAAGUAGAUGGACUUGAGUUUAAAACA